AUGCAAAAACAAAAACUAGAUGAACCAGUAAUAAACUUAUCAGACAAUCAUUGUCAUUUCCACCCAGAAGCUACAAUUGAACAAACUUUGAAAUUUUCAAAUGCAUUAAAUAAUUGUAAAUAUGAAAUUCCUGAGAAAUUCUUUCAUGUAAUGACUACUCAACAUAUAGAUUUAGAAUGUAUGAAUGUACUAUUAGAGCAUUUACAAGAUAAAAAUAUUAUAGUACCUUAUUUCGGAGUACAUCCUUGGUUUAGUCAUUUAUUCUAUAUGGGAGAUGUGAAACCUAAUAAAAUUGAUCAUUAUACUCAAAUUUUAAAACCUGGUCCAAGUGAUGAACUUUUACAAUAUCUACCUGAUCCAAUGAGUAUGAAGAAACAUACUGCUAAAGUAAUGGGGCUUAUAGAGAAAUAUAACUUGAAAGUUUUUGGAAUUGGAGAGAUAGGUCUAGAUAAAUUAUUCAGAGUUCCAAAUGCUGGAUUUUUAAGUAAUCCUAAAUAUACAGACAUUAAUGAGACAGAUAAACUUUCGAAUUCAAGAGUUAAAAUUGAACAUCAAAUGUCGAUUUUCAGGUAUCAACUAGAGCUUGCUAACCAUCUAAAAAAGCAAGUAUCAAUUCAUUGUGUGAAAGCCCAUGGGAUACUAUACGAUGAAGUAAUGAAUUAUUCAGAUAUUAUAGUUGUGCUACAUUCAUAUACCGGAUCCAUUGAUCAAGCUCAAAGGUGGUUAAAAACAAAGAAGAAAAAUCUUUACUUUUCAUUAUCAAAUUGGAUAAAUGGUGAAAAACAAGAAUUAUUGGAAUUACUAGCGAAAAACGUUAAUGAUAGUCAAAUUUUAACAGAAAGUGAUAUUUACAUUGAUAGAUAUUUCAUAUAUCAUAAAGAAGAAGAAUAUUUCAAUCAUUUAAUUGGAAUUUUUACAAAAUUAAAUUCUUAUAAACCUAUAAAUUCAUUACAACUUAAAACUAAUAUGUUAAAUAGUCUUUCUAUAAUAGAAUAA
This is a messenger RNA of Lodderomyces jiufengensis, 996 nucleotides long. Its product is annotated as putative endodeoxyribonuclease. The transcript has a single exon. The coding region runs from base 1 to 996 and encodes 331 amino acids. NCBI's taxonomy places the organism in Eukaryota, Fungi, Ascomycota, Pichiomycetes, Serinales, Debaryomycetaceae. The record is from RefSeq and is a predicted model, not a curated record. Gene Ontology annotation, molecular function: hydrolase activity, acting on ester bonds.